Penicillium arizonense is the source of this 1452-nucleotide messenger RNA. RefSeq lists its product as uncharacterized. Gene Ontology annotation, biological process: transmembrane transport. Gene Ontology annotation, cellular component: fungal-type vacuole membrane. Bases 1 to 1452 code for a protein of 483 amino acids. The record is from RefSeq and is a predicted model, not a curated record. The transcript has a single exon. NCBI's taxonomy places the organism in Eukaryota, Fungi, Ascomycota, Eurotiomycetes, Eurotiales, Aspergillaceae. Gene Ontology annotation, molecular function: transmembrane transporter activity.
AUGGAGCAAGACCUCGGGAAUUCAAGGAGGAUUGCGGAGGAGUCCGCGGAUCCGACCAGCCAACAACAACACGAAGACAAUACGAUAUAUCCUCAUUUCAAGGGCGACGAGAACGGAAUCGGUUCCAUUGAUGUCAAUCAAGAAAACGAGACAGGACCCGAAAGUGAUGGUCUCACCAGACAAUCAACCCCUACAACCGUCCUAGCCCGAACUCUCUUCUUCAUCUGCAUGAGAGAAUCAGGACGAGACCCCGGCCCCCCUCCCGACGGCGGCUUCAAGGCCUGGUCCCAAGUCGCGCUGGCCCAUCUUGUCAUGUGCAACACAUGGGGGUACAUCAACAGCUUUGGCGUCUUUCAGACGUACUAUACCGAAACCCUGCACCGCCCGCCCUCGGAUAUCUCCUGGAUCGGUAGCGUCCAGACCUUUCUGCUCUUUUUCAUCGGAACCUUUUCUGGAAGAGCGACCGAUGCUGGGCUUUUCAAGCUCACUUGGGUGAUUGGCGCAACGGCUGAAGUUGUUAGUAUCUUUUUGACUUCACUCUGCACCCAAUACUGGCAGUUGUUCCUCACGCAGGGAGUCCUCCAAGGCAUCGGAUGCGGUCUCAUGUUCUGUCCCACCAUGUCUCUGGUACCAACAUACUUCACCAAACGACGAGCCCUCGCCAUGGGGAUUGUAGCGACUGGUUCGGCUACAGGAGGACUGGUCCUCCCUGGAAUCGUGAACGCUCUUCUACCACGGGUAGGAUUUGCCUGGACGAUGCGCACUCUCGGGUUCAUCACCCUGGGUUCUCUUCUUCCGAGCCUGCUUUUCCUCCAACAGCGGCUUCCGCCGCGAAAGAGUGGUCCGAUCGUCGAAUGGGUGGCGUUCAAGGAGGCGCCCUAUUCGCUCUUUGCCAUCGGCAUGUUCUUCGUCUUCUUGGGUCUGUAUAUUGGUUUCUUCUACAUCGGGAGUUAUGCGACAAAUACUCUUCACGCGUCGGAGUCAACUUCCAUAAACCUGGUCAUGGUCAUGAAUGCCGUCGGCAUUGUCUCUCGUAUUAUCCCCUGCUUUUGUGUGGACAUGUGGACGGGCCCGAUGAAUCUGCUUGUCCCGUUCAGCCUUCUCAGUGCAAUUAUCGCCUAUGCCUGGGCCGGAGUCGACAGCGUCGGGGGACUGUACGCAUUCUCGGUAGUUUAUGGUGCUGUCACGGCCGCAGUGCAAGGCAUCUUCUCCGUCACGCUGACCACACUGACAGCCGACCUCAAAAAGACCGGCGUCAGGUAUGGGAUGGUUCUGAGCAUUCUCAGCAUUGAUGUCUUGACAGGGAACCCGAUUGCAGGGGCAUUGAUACAGAUAGAUGACGGUGAAUAUCUAUACAUGCAGAUGUUCAUGGGUAGCUCCAUGCUAGUGGGGACCUUAGCUCUGGCUGGCGCAAGAAUUGCCAAGUCGGGCGUCGCAUGGGUUCGAACAUAA